AUGGACCCCUACAACCCCUACGCCCACCCACUCCACCCCUCGCAUCCCUCCUCGAUCCCCGCUCAUCGUCCGAGUCCGGCACAGUCUCACACGAGCGGGAACGCGAGUUACGGAGACGAAGGGAGUCGGUCUCCUCCUCCUCCGUCUCUUUCGCUACCAGGACAAGGGGGAGUGGGAGGAGGAGGGGGAAGGAAGAGACCUGCUUCCGACUCGCUCGCCCCCGAGAACGCCUCCUUUGACGCGGGAGGGCGCGAAGAAUCAGUCGGUUCGUCUUCCGCUGGCGGAGGAGGAGGAGCGGGUACAGCUGCGAAACGCGGAAAGACUGCUGCCCCGCCUUUGAAACGCGGGAGCGCUUGUACGUUGUGUCGCAAACGAAAGUUGAGGUGCGAUGGAGUCCGACCCAAGUGCGGGACUUGUUUGAGGUUGAAUCACGAGUGCCAGUACGGCGACCCGACGCAGGAACGGAUCGCGGAGAAGCACCGCGAGUUGGAGGAACGGAUUCGUUCGCUCGAAGCGGAACUGGACUACUACCGGCGCGGCGGGCCCGCCUCGACGUCUGCCUACCCCACCGCGAACGGGAACGGGAACGGCGCUACGAACGGCCUCUUCCCUCCUCCUCCUCCUCCACCGGGCUCGUCCACCUCGCCCGCUACGCACGCCCUCCCGCUCCCCGGACGCGAAGACCCGCAUGCGUCGCUGCAGCCGCAGCACUACGCGGCUUACAACGGCGGUUCGAGCGACCCGUACGGCGGAUUCCACGAUCCCUCAUCAACCUCGGCGCAACGCGAUUCGGAAGCGUUCCCCCUCCCUCCUCCUCACCUGCACCCACUCCCCUCUUCCUCCGCGGGAAUCGGACUCGCCACGCCCGCUGCCAAUACCUCUCCCUCUCUCACAGCUCCCGCCGCGCACUUGCAGAGUUUCCCGUUCCCGAUCAAUCCGACACCGCCGAAUCUGAGCGACUUGAUCAAUCCGCCUUUGUCGGCUGGUCCGACCAGUGCCGGUGGUGGGACGGGCGCGGGAGGAGGAGCGGGAGCGCAGUUUUCCCCCGAGUCGCCUGUGAGCCCGGCAUUGAACGGGGGCACGCUCGCGCCGAGUUGGGGUACCGAGCUCCCCUCGCUCGAAGUGAUGCUCGACCUCUCGGACCUGUACUUCUCGACUCUGCACCAACACUUGCCGUUCCUCCACCGCCGCCGAUUCCUCUACACGCUGCACCACCCCUCGUCGCUCGCGUCUCCCCCCUCUCAAUCACUCAUCUUCUCCGUCCUAGCCGUCGCAGCAGCCUACCACGACUCUCCCCUGAUCCGCGCCCAAGGCCCGAUCUGGUACGCCCUCGCGCGGGAAAAAGUCGACGUGGCCAUCAGCGCGGGUGUGAAUCCGCACAGUGGGAACAGGGUCGCGACGUUGACGGUCGAGAUGGUCCAGGCUUUGUGUUUGUUGAGUCUGGUCGAGAUGGGUCAGAGCGAUCACCAGCGCGCGUUCCUCUCGAUGGGUCAGGCGGUACGGAUCGCUGCGAUGCUCGGACUGCACAGGAUGGACGAAGACCGCGUCGCCCUCCGUACCGGCUCGAUGUCGUCGAAGCGCCUCCGACCCCCAGCCCUCCACCCACUCCCACGCGACCCAGUCCUACUCGAAGAAUGCCGUCGCACAAUGUGCACAGUCUACAUCCUCGACCGAUUCGAAUCCGCGACCGUCGGGUGGCCCUCUGCGAUCGCCGAAUCGGACGUCCGGAUCCUCCUCCCUUGCGCGGACGAGCUGUUCGAGAGUGGGUUGUGUGACGCGGAUGGGAGGGAUAACCCGCUUUUUUGGCCGGCGGACGAUCUCGGAACGAGUGCGGAGAAAGGAUGGAAAGGGAUUCGGGAGGAGGAGGAGGCGGAGAAGCGCGAGUCGAUGAUGAUGAACGGCGCAGGUGGGGUCAAGAGCGAAGUCGCGACCGAAGGAGUCGAGGCGAGCGCGGGUGAACGAGCCAGUCCGCAUGUGCCCAAGGUUGGGACGUUCGCGUGGUUGUGCAGGGUCGUUUGGCUCGGCGGGCGUAUCCAGGCAGAGACGUAUCGCGAUUCGGGCCCACCCGCCGGCGGACCCUGGAACAAGCACGUGAACCUCGACCCGCUCGAAUCGGCCGCCGAGUGCCUCGAGAUGGACCAAGUCCUCGACUACAUCCGGAACAAGUUUUCGGCCAUCGCGGCGAAGAAGGCGCAGAUGCAGAAGGGCGUUGAUGGACCGGUGCUGAUGAUCCUCAUCAUGUUCACCAACCUCUUCCACCUGCGCGCCGCAUCCGGUCUCUCCCGCCUGCCGUGGGACCCCUCGGCGCCGAUCUACGUCGGCUCGAGCGAGUACGCGAUGCAGCGCUGCUGGGAGGCCAUCCACUCGCUGCACGAGAUCCUCUCCCAGCUUGCGGCGUACGAGAACUCGAGGACUACGCUGCAUAGGUCGAGGGCGAACGUGUUCACUUCGUUCGUGCCCUACACCCUCUUCGCCGCCGCCUUCCCAUCCAAGCUCGCCAUCGGGGACUGGUCCGUCCUCGUCGCCGCACGGGACCGGACCGAAAACGUCCCCGCCUCAGUCGCGCGCGACGACCUCCCCUCGGGCGACGACGCCUUCCCGCCGCACUACCUCGAGCGCAGGCUCGCAUUUGUGGAUGUUGCAUGCGACGCGAUGGACCGGAUGGGGGUCGUCUGGCCUGUUGGCAAGAAGUUCGCCGCCAUGAUCCGAGGCGACAGGAUGCGCCUCGCCGCCCGAGCAUACGAACGCUCGACCGCUGCCUCAGCCCCCGGCCAGCCGAUCGUCUCAAGCUCGCCUCACCAGCCGACCGCACCGAUCUACCACUCUCCCCCGCUUGGCGCGAUCCAACACUUGAACGGCUCAGCCUCCGCCGGCGCGGGUUACUGA
Rhodotorula toruloides NP11 is the source of this 2886-nucleotide messenger RNA. Its product is annotated as binuclear zinc transcription factor. NCBI's taxonomy places the organism in Eukaryota, Fungi, Basidiomycota, Microbotryomycetes, Sporidiobolales, Sporidiobolaceae. The record is from RefSeq and is a predicted model, not a curated record. Gene Ontology annotation, cellular component: nucleus. Gene Ontology annotation, biological process: DNA-templated transcription; regulation of DNA-templated transcription. The coding region runs from base 1 to 2886 and encodes 961 amino acids. The transcript is spliced from 8 exons. Gene Ontology annotation, molecular function: DNA binding; DNA-binding transcription factor activity, RNA polymerase II-specific; zinc ion binding.